AUGGUGUAUGAGCUUCACAUUCAUAAUGUCAAAUAUUCUGUAUUUCCUGAGGAAGCGCGGGCUGUAUUGCAAACUUUGCAAGUAGCCGAGGGCCUUCUGCACAUUCGAUAUGAUAGAGCAGAAGGGUGGAAAGAGGCAUUCGAAAAUAUGAUUCGCAAUUGGGGGCCUAGAUUCCUGUUGCAGCUGGUUCUGAUCUUCGAUACUGAACAGAGAGCGAAGCAAUGCGCGCAUGCACUCCAUGGACGUUGGAUUAGCGGCCUGAGCAAAGAAGGUCUUGCGGCAACUACUUGCGGCAAUCCGGAUGCUCCGCAGACAUCUGGAGUUUUUGCCGCUACUCCCGAGGGCUUGGGUGGGUGUCGACCUUCUUUGCCUAUGUAUCCCGACUUUGUGCAUGUCUCAACAAGUCCUUUGACGCCAUGCAUGCCUGCAGCGGCAGCAAUGAUUCCUGGUGGACUACACACCACUGUACCGCCGACAUCGUUGGGACUCAGGACAGUGCCAACCAGGCCAUCGCUGCGUUGCAAGUCGACUGCUGCGGCUAAAGGUGGCACUUCUCCUUUGCGACAAGGACUUGCAUCAGAUUCUACAUCUCAUGCAAAACGAAGGAGUCGGUCGCCGCAAAGAACCGUUUUCCCUUCUAUGCAGCCAGCUUCCACUUCAUACGUCCGAAAUUACCCCAUGGAUGGCACCUCCGAUGAGGAACUCCGUGCAGGUUUGCUUCGUUUCUUGCAAGAAGAAUGA
Molecule: messenger RNA, 741 nt
Organism: Cladocopium goreaui
Lineage: Eukaryota; Dinophyceae; Suessiales; Symbiodiniaceae
Source: the annotation of a GenBank genome assembly